This is a messenger RNA of Oncorhynchus gorbuscha (pink salmon), 2678 nucleotides long. RefSeq names its product TLC domain containing 3Bb (gene tlcd3bb). Gene Ontology annotation, cellular component: endoplasmic reticulum; membrane. Gene Ontology annotation, molecular function: sphingosine N-acyltransferase activity. NCBI's taxonomy places the organism in Eukaryota, Metazoa, Chordata, Actinopteri, Salmoniformes, Salmonidae. The record is from RefSeq and is a predicted model, not a curated record. Gene Ontology annotation, biological process: ceramide biosynthetic process; lipid homeostasis.
GUGUUAUCCUAAAGCAAUGUGCUAGUAGUCAACAUCUGGAGUCAAUUAGACUUUUUUUUACAGUUGCAAACCGUCAUGUUGUCCAGCUGAGGUGCUAGAGCGUCGCCGGGCACAAUCACUGGCUGGUCUAAAUAUUUUGGAAGGGAGGGAAGAAAGAUCUCAAAGACCAGACUACCUGCUGAACUUUGCCAACAAGACAAACACGUUGGACCAUGUUGACCAUCCUGGCUGCCGGGUCUGUCUUCUUCCCAGGCCUGUUCGUGCUCUCCAAGCAAUGCCUCAAGCACAUCCCUGCACUGAGGUGGAGCGAAGGGGAUGCGGUCAUAGUGUCAGCCAGGUUGGUGUCCUCUGUUCAGGCGAUCAUGGCCUCCUCUGCUGGUUACAUCAUUGCCUCCUCCUGUGAUGACAUCAUUGAGGAUCAGCAUUGGCUCACCAGCGCCUACAUCCUCUUUGCCGUGCCCUACUUUGUGUACGACAUCUACGCCAUGUUCAUGUGCUACUGGUACAAGCUGCGCAUCAAGGGCCAUGAAGGGGACAGCGGCGCCAAACCCCUGGGUGCGGCCCUGACCAGCUACCUGCGGCGUGAAUUCCUCAUGGUACUCCACCACGUCGUCAUGGUCACCGUGUGCUUCCCCGUCUCUGUGUUCUGGCGACAGGGCAAGGGGGAUUACUUCCAAGGCGUCAUGUUCUUGGCAGAAGUCAGCACUCCGUGGGUCUGUUUGGGAAAAAUCCUCAUCCAGUACAAACAGCAACACACUCUCCUGCACAAAGUGAAUGGGGCUACUAUGCUGGUCACUUUUUUCACCUGUCGAGUCCUCCUCUUCCCUUUCCUCUACUACGCGUAUGGCAGGUACGCGUCCAUUCCCCUCCACAUGGUUCCUUUCAACGUGCCCUGGCAAGUUAACCUGGGCGCAGCUAUGCUCAUGGCCCCCCAGGUCUACUGGUUCUCCCUCAUUUGCCGAGGGGCCCUGCGACUCUUCACUGGCUCUUCCCGCUCCCGGAGGCCCCCGGUCACUGCCAAGGAUGACUUGGACGGACAGGCGCCGUCCCAGCCCGCCAAUGGGUACAGCACUCAUGCCACAGAACAAAAGUCAGACUCUCACUGAGAAGUGGGCGGGAGGGUGAGAGGUAAGGAAGGUGGGGAUAAUGUACCGGUGGGUGAAGUUGAAAGGGAAAGAAAGGUAGUGAGACUUUGAACAAGCGUAAAAAAAAAAAAAUGCUUCAAAUGGUACUGUCUUUGUUGCCAGAAUCUAUACUCAAUACCGAUAUUCUGCUUGUGCGAAUAAAGGAAUUGAAAGGAGCGUUUGCACAUUUUAACAGCACACAACAUAUGCAUCAGAAGCUAUUGUUCCCCCUGAUGCACGUUGAGAAUGGAGAGAGAUUAGCCUGAAAGAAGUAUAGCAAGUGAGAGGUAGACAGUGUCCUCGUGUAGAUCAAAUGAAAUCCUGUCUGCCUAGGAGGUAAGUUAACACAGGAGUUAGGAAUGUAUUAUACUGGUAUGUUUAGUACAUUGCUUUAGAUAGGCCUAAUUCGGCUUAGUAACAAGAAACGACCUCGCCAAGCAGUAUUUUGACUUGUUAGUAUUUAUCUGUAUCCUUUGUACUCUUAACAAAUGUGUCUAGGGUGGAAGGGAGGUAACCUAAUAAGACUAUUAUGCUGCCUUAUCUCAAUUGUUUGUGUGUGUACUACAUUUUAUUUAUUUUAAUGUGGAAUAUUUAUUUUUUCCUUGGAUUGAAAAUGUGACAAGUGUUCUUACCUUCACGUUGAUUUGGAUUGUAGUUCUGUUUCUGAUCUCCCAUUCUGUGUUUUUAUUUUUCAUCCAUUUUGAUCUCCAGUAGUUCAGGUAGCAAAUGCAUGAACCAUUUCGCCUGUUGGCAGUUAAACUCUGCCGCCUUGCAACAGUGUUAUUUUAUUCAGUGUAGAGAAUGUAAUUUUGAGGAACAAAAUGAAUGGCCAAUUUUGUGGGCCUUUGGGUUUCUAUGCCCUACUUGGGUCCUUAACUUUUGACUGAGUGGUAAUUGAAGCAUAUUAGGUAAAUGAGUUAGUGCCAGUGCAACAACAAAAAAGCAGCCCUAUUUAUUACACAUACUGUCAUUCAUUGGCUGACGUUACACAAGUAUUCUGCCCAAGAAUAUUUAAUAAAAAAUCAAAAACGUGUUUUAUUAUCACUGCUGUAAUUAGUGAAUUGCAUAAAUCGACCAGAAUAGAAUCAAUACACUGUCUUGGUAGCAUUUAGUAUAGGUUGACCUUUCUAAAGCUCUUGAAACUGCUUUAGGAGUCUGUUUCCACUUCUUCAGUUUCUUAUUUGUACUGAGCAAAUUUAAUUGAGCCACUGGUUUCAGGAGCAUUAUUCACUCAGAAAACAUAACUAUACUUUCCUGAAUAUGGAAAUAAAAUACUAGGAAAACAAACAGCCCAGUAACCUUGGAUGCAAGAAAGAUGGGACAAUAACAUCUAGACGGCGAUAAACUAUACCUUUGUUCUAUUGGUUAAUGGUUCUUGCCAUUGGGGGAAAAAUGCUUUUAAACUGAUUUACUGUAUAUGCUUAUUUUAUUUAUUUGUGGUUUUGAAUUGAAUGCAUAUUUAUGCAUACGUAUUAAUGUACCGUAUAAACUUCUGAGCCUUAUGUGAAGGCUAUAUUGUUAACUCAUAGCUAAAAUAUACUCCUCUGUUCUGAA